Microtus ochrogaster (prairie vole) is the source of this 2593-nucleotide messenger RNA. It is a transcript of the gene Zscan12, whose product is annotated as zinc finger and SCAN domain containing 12. Lineage: Eukaryota; Metazoa; Chordata; Mammalia; Rodentia; Cricetidae. Gene Ontology annotation, cellular component: nucleus. Gene Ontology annotation, biological process: regulation of transcription by RNA polymerase II. Gene Ontology annotation, molecular function: RNA polymerase II cis-regulatory region sequence-specific DNA binding; DNA-binding transcription activator activity, RNA polymerase II-specific. The record is from RefSeq and is a predicted model, not a curated record.
CAAGGGAGUUAUUGAAAUCCUGGUAAAUCUUUUGUAUGAUGGCUUGUUCCUUAGGUCCUUUACAAGGGAGUUAUUGAAAUCCUGGUAAAUCUUUUGUAUGAUGGCUUGUUCCUUAGGUCCUUUACAAGGGAGUUAUUGAAAUCCUGGUAAAUCUUUUGUAUAGCUAUAAUGGCUUCUACUGAUGAUACCGAGAUCUGUAAGAACCAGGAUGGAGGUUUGGAAAUAAAGAUGGAGGAAGAGUGUAAGUAUACCACCAGACAGGAUUGGAGCCUGCAAAAGAACACUUAUAACAGAGAAGUCUUCCGAAAGUUCUUCAGACAGUUUAGCUACCAGGAAACAUCUGGACCCCGCGAGGCUUUGGACCGACUCCGGGAACUUUGCCGUCAGUGGCUGAGACCUGAUACUCACACCAAGGAGCAGAUCCUGGAGCUGCUGGUGCUGGAGCAGUUCCUGACCAUCCUGCCGGAGGAGCUGCAGGCCUGGGUGCAGGAGCAGAACCCCGAGAGUGCGGAGGAGGUGGUGACUGUGCUGGAGGAUUUAGAGAGAGAGCUUGAUGAACUAGGAUACCGGGCCUCAGUGCAAACUGAAGAACAGAAAGUGUUUUUGCAGGAGACGAAGACUUUAGGAGCAGAGCCAGAACCCAGUGCAUCCCAUCAGCUUGUGAAAGCCAGGCUGAAGUGUGAACCUGCAGAAUGGGAAGCCCCAGAGGAGCAAGGUGUUGAGACUGGAAACGAGUCCAGGAAUAUAACUCUAAAGCAAGACCUUUGUGAAGGAACGGAAGCCGAACAGAAUACCUCCAGCAGAUUAACAAAGGAUGCACUGCAGUGUCAGGAAACCCGUGACCCUGGAGAGGAACCUUCUAGCGCUUCUAGUGAGGACAACCGGCCUCCGCCUAGUGAAAAUGGGACAGACUUGCCUGAGAACUCAGACCAUGUUAAAGACCAGAACGUCUCUCCGGGACGGAAAUUGUAUGGAUGUGAGGACUGUGGGAAAACGUAUAGUCAGCACUCACGCCUCCUCGAACACAAAAGCGUCCACACUGGAGACAAGCCCUACAGGUGUGAAGUAUGCGGGAAAACCUUCCGGUGGAAGACUGUGCUUAUUCGACACAAGGUGGUGCACACCGGAGAGAAACCGUACAAGUGUAAUGAAUGUGGCCGGGCCUUUGGCCAGUGGUCAGUCCUUAACCAACAUCAGAGGCUUCACUCGGGAGAAAAGCACUACCACUGCAGUGAGUGUGGCAAGGCCUUUUGCCAGAAAGCAGGCCUCUUUCACCAUCUCAAGAGCCACAAAAGGAACAAACCUUACCAGUGUCUAAAGUGUAGCAAAAGUUUCAAUCGCCGGUCCACACUCACUCAGCACCAAGGAGUUCACACUGGCGCAAAACCCUAUGAGUGCAACGAAUGUGGCCGAGCUUUUGUGUAUAACUCCUCUCUUGUUAGCCAUCAGGAAACGCACCACAAGGAGAAAGCCCUCGCCCAAAGGGGUCCUUCUCGGCGGCAGAGAAGCCGCACCAGGGAGAAGCCCUACACACGCGAUGUCUGUGGGAAAGGCUUUGCUCAGAAAUCAAGUCUUACAGAACGUGAGCAAAUUCAUGCUGGAGAGAGACCCUAUUAAUGUGCGGAGCGUGGGAAGGCCUUUAUUUGAAGGGCAGUCCUCACAAAACGUGGGAAUCCACCAUGGGAGGCUCCACAAGUGUGCUGAGUGUGAGACUGCCUUCCCGGGAAGCACCGACUUCAUUCUACAUCAGAAAUCCACAGUGGGAGAGGCCCCACAAGUGCGCUGAGUGUCGCCAGACCUUAGUAAGCCCAGAGAAUUCAUGGUAGAAGUGGCCCCUCUGAGGGUAACAGCUCCUGCUCAUCAGAUGCUCACAAAGGAGCAGGAACUCUUUCUGUGCGGUGACUGCAGGGCAGCCAUCUCCCAGCGUGCAGGACGAUGAGAAAGACUGUAUUUGUAGUGCUUUGUGGCCGCACUUCAGCCCUUGGUACUGUAAGGAGACCAUAAAUAGUUGAUGGCAUCCACUCUGUACUGCUCAUUGUAUGGGGCCAUGAAGGAAAGAAGUCUUAUCACCAGAUUUCUUAGAGCCCAGCCUGGGAUGUGAAAAUCUGCCAUAGUUAGUUAAGAAGGACAGUGGGUUGAUGCUCAGUGUGUUUUAGAAUUAAAAUAGGAGAAAUAAGUAUCGUAAAUUCUGAAGAACAGAUUAUUUGUACACUAGGUCAGGGAAGAGUUCCUGAAAGAUUUUGUUGAAAGUAAGGGUAUGAUGGAUUGACUUGGAAGACAGAAGGAAGAAACACGUGUGGGUAAAACAGAGGUGAGCAGAAGCAAGAAUUUGGGUGGUUCGGAAGCAUCGGUGAUGAGACUAGCCAUCCUAUUGGAGAGCUGAUUUUAAGAGCUUAACCGAUGGGUAUUAGUUGGAAGUAGCUUGGGGACAGAGUAGGAGAGUUCCAGUGCUAGGAAUGCUAGCCAACACUUGGCAGUGCUUUGACACAGAACACUCUUCUCUUCAUCUCUGAAAUAGCUCUAAGUACAAGUUCACUUUAGGAAUGAUGCUUGUCUUGUCUAUCUCAGCACUGUGAUGCUGAGACAGGAGGAU